AUGACUGGGGAUGCGGCUUCUCAGGCGACAGACCAGUAUCCACGCGUGGAAGCCGCCAUGGAUCUUCCAGUUGUGGUUGAUUCGGACGAUGAUGAAAUGAUUUCCCACGAACUAGGGCAAUUGAGGAGUAUAUUGGAAGAGGCGAUUUUGAAAACGCGCAGCAUGCCUCUCAAUAAUCGACCGCGACUUCCCCGAAUACCCCUAAGCAAGCGAAAUCGGGCUGUCCCGGAUAUCACGCAGAAACUAACGGAGCGCAUAGACGACCUGAAGCAAAAGAUCGCUGCUUGGGGGAAGCGGAUCCGGCGAUUUACCGAGAGGUCAAGGCAGUUCAACCAGAACCUUCUCUUCCAGAGUGAUCAGAAGAGGCUCUAUAAAACAUUGGAGCGACCACAGAUAUGUGGAGCGGGCCCAGGACCGGAUCAGGCUAACACUGUCGCAUUUUGGCGUGGCCUGUGGUCAGAGCCCGUAAAUCACAGCGAGGGCCCUUGGAUGGAAGUUGUGGCGAGCCAGAGUGCGAAUGUUACGUCUAUGGACCCCGUCACCAUAACGCCGGAAGACGUGGAUGAGGCGGUUCGUGGAGCCCCGAACUGA
Molecule: messenger RNA, 591 nt
Organism: Parnassius apollo (apollo)
Lineage: Eukaryota; Metazoa; Arthropoda; Insecta; Lepidoptera; Papilionidae
Source: the annotation of a GenBank genome assembly